AUGGCGACCCCUAUGUUGCUGUUCUCCUGCUUCUGUCUGCUUACGGGGGAUAUGCUGUUUGGGUUUGACACGGGAAGCUUUGGAGGAAUCCUUGGAAACCCGGGCUUCAUCAACCAAUUCGGCAGCUAUAACGCAGACACACAAGCCUAUGAGAUCGACUCGCUGAACACGUCGCUCCUGUCAUCACUGGCCUUUAUUGGCAAGUUUAUUGGCUGUUUUUCAGCCGGUCCGAUGAUUGAGAAGUACGUUGAGAUUACAGCCGCUGAUUCUGGUCCCGGGAGUGGACGUCUUGCGCAAUUCAUUGUCGGCCGAAUCAUUGUUUACAUAUCUAUUGGUUUAGUAGAGGUUGACGUGACUACAUAUCAGUCAGAAAUUGUCCCAGCCUCGUUCCGUGGUCUUGUCGUGGUUUCGUUACAACUCUUCCUUGUAGCAGGAGGGCUCAUUGCCAGUGGAGUAAACAAGGCCUACGAGAAAGAGACUGCUGGUGUAGGAUGGAAGACAGUGACAGGGCUCCAGCUUAUAUUUCCAGUCUUGAUCAUUAUAUGCACCAUCUUCAUUCCAAACUCCCCGCGCUGGCUUCUCUCCAAGGACCGGGACGAGGGUGCUAUCGCGUCUCUCCGAAAGCUCCGCCCAGUGGAAGAUAGGGCGAAUGGCGCCUGCGAUGAAGAGCUUCGGGAAAUCCGAGAGGGGCUGCACGAAGUCGUCCACAAAGCCGCAUGGGCUGACCUCGUCAAGGGGACCAACCUCCGCCGCACUAUAAUAGUCAUAGUCUGCUACUUUUUUCAACAGGCAACCGGACAAGCGUUCGUGUCGACUUUCCAAACGAAGUUCUACCAACAGAACGGCUACGCGGAGAAUGCAUAUACAUACCCAAUCAUCAGUAGUGUUCUCAACCUCGUGGCAGUGCUCUUGGCCAUGGUCCUUGUUGACAGGCUGGGCCGCCGAUAUACGCUCUUCCUCAGCUACUCCCUCCAGGCGCUGUGGAUGUAUGUGCUUGCUGGCCUUGGGGGAAUGGCCCAUCCUACAACCACUUCCAGGAAUACCAUUGUGGCAUCGUUCAUGCUAUACACUAUCUUCUAUAACGCUGGUGGCGGCUCAAUCCCAUAUCUACUGGGCGCUGAAAUACCCCACGCCUCCCUUCGAGAGAAGACACAAUCAGUCGGAACAGCCUGGAACGUCAUCUGGGCAUUCGUAACUAACUUCGUCAUCCCGUACAUGAUGGAGCAUAUCCACUUCGGUGUCGGAUGGGUCUUUGGCAGUGUCUCCCUUGUAGCCUUACUCUACACAUUUUUCUUUCUCCCGGAGACCAAGGGCCGGACACUUGAAGAGUUGGAUUCUGUUUUUGCCCAUGCGUAUAAUCCCUUCCGGCGGGCGGAUGCGUACUACAACAAUGAACGCGAGGCCGAAGCCCCUAAGCAGGGCAAUAUUCAGCCGUAUUCCAGUACUGACAUUAAAAAGCCAGAUGGCGAUAUACAACGCGUGAGCGAGUAA
This is a messenger RNA of Aspergillus versicolor CBS 583.65, 1491 nucleotides long. Its product is annotated as sugar porter family MFS transporter. Gene Ontology annotation, biological process: transmembrane transport; carbohydrate transport. The record is from RefSeq and is a predicted model, not a curated record. The transcript has 9 exons. Gene Ontology annotation, cellular component: membrane. The coding region runs from base 1 to 1491 and encodes 496 amino acids. Gene Ontology annotation, molecular function: carbohydrate:proton symporter activity. NCBI's taxonomy places the organism in Eukaryota, Fungi, Ascomycota, Eurotiomycetes, Eurotiales, Aspergillaceae.